This is a messenger RNA of Auxenochlorella protothecoides, 1191 nucleotides long. Its product is annotated as SWI/SNF complex component SNF12-like protein. Gene Ontology annotation, biological process: regulation of transcription by RNA polymerase II. The record is from RefSeq and is a predicted model, not a curated record. NCBI's taxonomy places the organism in Eukaryota, Viridiplantae, Chlorophyta, Trebouxiophyceae, Chlorellales, Chlorellaceae. The transcript has 7 exons. The coding region runs from base 1 to 1191 and encodes 396 amino acids. Gene Ontology annotation, cellular component: SWI/SNF complex; nucleus.
AUGCCGUCUCUCCAGGCGGUCCCGUCCAUCACCAAGCAGCAGCAGAGCGCCCUUGCUGCGCACCAGGCCAAGCUGGUGGCGGCACGCAAGGCCCUUGGCGCCCCUCUCCGCUCCGCCAACCUCUCGCAGCGGCUCUCUACCGACCUGGGCAAGAAGGGCCUGCCCAUGAAGAAGAGGCGGCCAGGGGACACCCGCCUCCCAGAGAAGGCGAGUCGUGCCUGCCCAUCCUGGGGGAUGGCGUUUGGCAUGCUCUUGAUUUGGCGCUCACUGGCUGUGCGCGUCCUCGUCCCCUCCAGCGUGCUGCUCUGCGACCUGCAGGCGGCGGAGCGGCGCGUGGACGCGCUGCUGGCGAGGAAGCGCGGCGAGCUGCAGGACAUGCACGCCAGCUUCCGGCGAGGCGCGCCCGGCACCGCGCAGGCGGCCGGCACGCUGCGCAAGAAGCUGCGAGUGUACGUCUUCACCGAGCACGCCCACCAGGGCGCCGAACCCGGCCCCGACCCGCCCUCCUGGGCGCUGCACAUCCAGGCUCACGGUGCGGAGUUGGUCCAGCUGGACCCGGAGCAGUACCCCGGGUCUAGCGGUACCAUUGUCUGGGAGCGGGCGCGACACGACCUGGAGGAGCGCGAGUCGUUCAUCGUGCGGCGCGCGGGUCGGCUGCCUGCCCGCGCCACGGUCAGCCUGGAGCUUGACCACAACCCGCAGCUGUACCUGCCCUCCCCCGCGCUGGCCUCCCUGCUGGGCCUCCAGGGCCUGCACUCCCUGCCCUUUGUCCUGCAGAUGCUGUGGGGCUACAUCAAGCAACACAACCUGUUUGAGUCUUCCCCGGCCGCGCCUCUGAUCCGCUGCGACGCCGCGCUGCGCGCUGUCACCGAGCAGGCCAGCCUGGGCCUGGCCGCGCUGCAGGAGGCGGUGCGCGGCCACCUGGCGCCACCGCCGCCGGCGGUGCUGGAGGUGGCGGUGCCGGCGGGCGGGCCCUCCCCCUCCCACCCCGCCUGCUAUGAUCUGGUCACCGAGGUGCCCAUCCCCGUGGACGCGGUGCACCACCUGGUGGCGGCGCAGGCGCGCGACCUGCGCAUCGCCGCCGGCGGUGACGCGCUGGAUGUCCUGCCCCCGGCCGACGUCUUUGCCGAGCGCUGGGUGGAGGACGCAGCGCUGCGCGUCAUGGCCGCGCGCGGCUCCGCGGCCGGCUAG